Messenger RNA from Pelmatolapia mariae (spotted tilapia), 1031 nucleotides. RefSeq names its product linkage group 18 C14orf119 homolog (gene lg18h14orf119). The coding region runs from base 248 to 811 and encodes 187 amino acids. Lineage: Eukaryota; Metazoa; Chordata; Actinopteri; Cichliformes; Cichlidae. The transcript is spliced from 2 exons. The record is from RefSeq and is a predicted model, not a curated record.
CUAGUUAACUGCACCCCGCUUCCUGUUAGCUGCUCUUUGGAUUUACGUGACUGUCGUUCGGCUUCUCUGCACCUCGACUAUGUUGGUAGUGAGUUGAUAUACGUUUUAAAAUAAUGGGGAGUCACAACUCUAUAUCUUAAAGGUAGUUAUUAGCUAGCAAUAGCGACUUUAAAGUCAGAGCCCGCCCGUUUGUGCUCCUUAAAACAAAACGUUAAGCUAAGCUAAAUGGAUUAUUGAACUGUUUAAGAUGUCGUGGUUUAAUUAUGUCAGUCAAAGCUCAAGUCAACACCAGCCCACUGACAAUCAAGGAAUUGCAGGCAUCCUGUGCAGUUCUCCCAACCCAGUGUUCAAGUGCCCUGCGAGUUUCCCUUCUCCCAGCUUGGGUGAAUUUCCCCCAGCUCCUCAAGGUGUAGUCAGCCCUCCCAGCCUUGAGAAGCUGUCCUGCGCUUCUCCGAGUGCAGGUCAAGUUAGAGAGCCCGAACCCAUCUCCUACGUAACCUUCCAGGAGCAGCGGUGUGUCCUGAGCUGGUUCCAGAGCUGGACUCCUGUUCAGAGGGAGCGGUUCCUCCAGGACCUUCUGGGGAAAGCUGUGCCGGGGAAAGUGUGCACCCUCCUAGACUCACUCAGCACUCUCCAGGUUAAAGACAAACUUCCAAACAUCUUUGAAUGCCAGCUCCGCCUGUGGACGCAGUGGUUUGAGUCUUGGGGAGAAGAGGAGAGGAAUCAUUUCCUACACAUGCUGGAAGAGCGGGACCCGGAUUUUGUUACCCACUUUUACAGGAGUGUAGCGGGUACAGCAGGAAGAGACUGAGCAAUGUUUGCAUUGUGAUAGAAAAGCAAGUAAUAAAGGGGUGAUGUGUGGUGUGGAAAACAUAUUCUCUGAGUCUCUUUGUAGAAAAUGUAGCCUUCUUGUGGAUAGUAGUGUUCGUAUACGUUUUGUAAGUAAAGUUCUGCAUGCCUGCUCCGCCGGGUUUUUUGUUUUUUAAAAGUUUUUCAUUGACUGACACGAAUUUGUAAAUAAACAGGUUUAA